AGCCGCGUUCGUGUUAAUCCGUCGCGGCCAUAAGACACGAUGGUACGGAUACCGAGCUGCUCAAUUACGCCUGGAUUAACAGUGCACGAGGGGUUCCCCUCCUCCCCCGAGUACUCCUCACCUAGAGAAUCCGUACUCUCAGUGUCCCUUGCACGCUCUCCACCUCGUGUACAAUCUACCAGGGCCUUUGAAACGCUAUAUAAAGUGACAAACUUGCUCGGUGGCGCUGUAUUAGCGUUAAUACGGUACCACGAUCCAGUCGGGUAAUAACAGUCGGAUAAAAUCGAACCGAUCGACGAUACGGUUUUUGACUCUCGUGUCACCCCGACAACCUUCUCGUCCCUUCGUCCGAUCUUCGGCAUACGUGUUACGCGCCUUUCCGUUCCGGAGUCGUGCGUGUCCGCUAGAUCUCGUCGAGACUUCCUCGAAUCGUCGCGAAUUCGAAAGAAAAUCUUGCCGGGCCAACUUUGGCUCUUUCGUCUUUCGCCUUUCACCUUUCGCCUUUCGCCUUUCGCCUUUCGCGUUCCGCGUUUCGCCUCGCUCUCGUUCAACUAUGGCCCAUCUCGGAACACGUGUUUGACGACAUCCUAUUCGAUAGGAGCCAUAAGAUUCUCGGAUCGAUUCCAAACUACGGACAAAAGAACCACAAGUUUGCCAAAUAUGAAUCGACUGGCCGCAAUCGUUUACAUCCUCGUGGGAUUUCUCGGCUCCAGCGCACUCCCUCGAGACUCGACCACUUACGAAGACAUGUCCUUCUGGCUGAAGUCGGGUCAGAAAAACCUUCAAGAAAAUCUGGCGUAUCGAAACAACGAAAACCGCGCGAAGAACGUUCUAAUAUUCAUCGGAGACGGCAUGGGAAUAUCCACGAUCACGGCUGGUCGUAUAUUCAAAGGUCAAAUCAAGGGCACAAGCGGCGAAGAAUAUAAAUUAGCUUUCGAGAAGUUCCCCAACACAGGUUUCGCCAAGACGUACAACACCGACAAACAAGUACCCGACUCUGCUGGAACUGCCACCGCGAUAUUUUCCGGCGUGAAGAGUCGUUACAGCAUGAUCGGUUUGGAUAGUAAAGCGAAAUACGAUCAUUGCGACGAAACCGUAAACGAGGCGAGCAAAGUGACAACGGUCGCGGAUUGGGCGCAAAAAGCGGGCAUGGACACUGGAUUCGUCACUACAACCCGUAUCACGCACGCCACGCCAGCUUCUCUGUACGCGCAUACCAAUAAUCGCGAUUGGGAAUGCGACACUGCGAUUCCAAAGCCAUACAAGUACUGCAUAAAGGAUAUAUCGAGGCAGCUGAUCGAAGAUGAACCUGGAAGGAAAUUUCAAGUAAUGAUGGGCGGUGGUGCGCAACACUUGGGCUUGCCCAUGGAUCCCAUAGAUCCGGACACAUGCGUCAGAGGAGACGGUCUAAAUCUGGCCGAGCUGUGGACUCGAGACAAUCCCGAGGGAAAACUGGUAACCGACGCUGAACAAUUGAUGUCCAUCGACAUCGCGAACACCUCGAAAAUUCUCGGAGUUUUCGCGGCCAGUCAUCUUCCUUACCAUGCAGUCAAGACGGAUCAAGUACCUAGUCUAGCCAAUAUGACUACACAGGCAAUUCGGCUACUUCGGAAAAACAAAAACGGUUUUCUUCUAAUGGUCGAAAGUGGCAAAAUAGAUAUAGCUCAUCACCACAACUACGCGAAAUUAGCGUUACGAGAAGUUUCGGAGCUCGAGGAAGCUAUACUGGCAGCCUUGCAACAAGUCUCGCUAGAAGAAACCUUGAUAAUCGUAACCGCCGAUCAUUCGCACUCGUUCACGAUGAAUGGCUACCCGAAGAGGGGAAACGAUAUUCUUGGGUUCGGCAGCGAUCCAAACAAAUCGAACGUUACGACCUACGAGACGCUCAGUUAUGCCAAUGGGCCGGGUUUCUUUUAUCACAGACGUAACGACAGCAACAACGUCAACGAAACUUGGAGGGACCUCGAUCAGGAUCGGACACGCGACCAACCUUUCUACGCCCAUAUGGCCGGUAUAUACAUCAAGACCGAAACGCACGGCGGAGAGGACGUCGGUGUUUAUGCAGCAGGUCCGUAUUCCCACUUGAUUCGCGGUACCUUCGAACAAAAUUACAUCGCUCACGUGGUAGCGUACGCAGCGUGCUUCAACGAUUGGCCAUCUCAUUGCGACGAUGCGUAUCAUCGUUACUUUUACCAAGUGACCAAUUUGGGAACCGCACACGAAAGUUGCCUCUUGUUCGCUCUUUUAUCGACAAUGCUCCUCCUCUUGAUCUCCUCGCAGUUCUAAUCCUUCGGUAGUCGCAACACUGCCAUACUUACUCGAAUAUCACUUGCUCGUUCCUGCACUCCUUCUUUCCACCCUUGUUUCGAUACUAUUAAUACCUUCCGUGCCAUUCGUUCCACGCGCGUUCUAUUAUUAGCUCGUAUUCGUACGGGACAAUACGUUUCAGAGGGCAAAUACGUUCCGGGUCUCGUCGUUCCGUACACUUGGAAACUACUCCCAUACGUCGUUGGGAUAUUCCGCUGUAAAUAAUUCAAGUUAGGUAUCUCAGCGUAGUAGAUAAGGCGCUUGAUACGGAUCGUGGUAUUGUAUUUACGCCUGUACAAAGCUACAAAAUCAUCCUGUACGUACCUACCUAGACGUUACGCAACGAUCGACGAUUACAUCGAGAAAAAUUAUUGAGCCGAACAUUCGUCCGAGCUGAUCGCGGCUAAGGAAUACCUUCUCGGCGCCUAUAUACGCGUCACGCGGUACUCGUUUGCUCAACUACGAUAUUUUUACGGAUUCGAACAUGUCCGAUUAUUUGUUCGUUGCCUAGCGAUUUCCAUUACUUGUCCGCACCGACGCAACCUUACUAAUGCGUAAUAAAUGAAUAAUAAUGCGCUCGUUACUCGUUGCAAUCUACAAGUUUCAUCAGACACAAACAAAUAGAUGAACGGAAUGACGGAUAACUAGUUAUCUAGAUGAUAGGUAGAUGGAUGGAUAGGUGGAUAGAUAGAUAGAUAGAUAGAUAGAUAGAUAGAUAGAUACCUACAUAGAUAGAUAUGCAAAUGAGGACCGAUGAAUGGAUGGAUGGAUGAAUGCGUAAGUAGGUAGACGGAGAAGGGAGAGAGAGAGAGAGAUAACUGCGCGAUCAAACGUUUAUUUUCAUAGAGCCAAUUUUGAACGUGCCAGUAGGUAAUUAAUCUUGUGCGAACGACGUGAAAAAUUCGCUGUUUCAAUAUCAAUACACGAGAUCGAUUGCAUUUUCGUCUGUGAUAUGUACAUAUGUGCUAUAUGAAAUUCGCGUCGCCUCGAUACGAGAGCGUUUCCCUUCCUCCUUCUUACGUUACGACAAAACUACGUACCUAGGUAAACGAGUAGUGUACUGUACAAGUGGUUGCAUAGACGCCGUGCUAUUCGACAACCACGCGUCGCAGGGAAGCGGUGCAAACUUCGAUUCGCGCGUUUGUAAAUCUGCGGAAAUAAAAAAGACUCGACAACGAUACGACAGAUGAAUAGGACGAGAAAAGUUGGAGGAAACUGCGCGACGUUUCGAACGAAGAGCGAUGCUACCGGAUAUAAUGCGACAGCCAGUCUUUAGUGGACGCUUUUAACGAGUCGCUUUUCGCGAGCAGCAACUCACGAACGAAUCGAUUUACCUGCAACUAUAGCGACGUAAUAAUUCUUGUAUAUCAGUGGAUUUGUGUCGUCGCUAACAAAAUUCCGGUCCGGUUUAAUCGAUGCGAAUGGAUUUCGUUGCGGUUCCAAAAGAACCUCGACCUCGCGAUCGAUAGAUUUGAUCCUACUAAUUUCCCAAAAGAUUUCGUUCGCCGUGUAAGACGUGACGACGACGGGUGUCGACAUCCUGGAAAAUUCUCGUAUCGUUUCCGGCCAAGUGUCCUCCCCCGCGAAACCUGUUUUCCUGUACAGGCCGGGAUUAAACGCGCAAAUCAGGUCGGGCCUCCCCUCCGCGUGCUCGACUCUGUCGCGAACGAACUCGUGAUAGAGCGUUCUCGGUCGAAACCGAACGUCCACGAGCCUAUCGGCAGCCUUGCACUCGGGGCACAGGUUCACUUUCGACAGAAGAUUCGCCGGCACGCCGUUCGGCAAUUCCAGCUCUGGGCCGACCAGUGCCAAUCGGAGCCUUCUCAGCUUCGGCAGAAAGUGAAGAAACAUCCGCUCCCAAACGUGCAAGUUUACACCCUCGAAUUGAAACUCCGCCCCGAGCACGUGCACGUUCAGCUCCGGUUUCUCUCGCCAUUCGGAGCAACAGAUCUGCAUCGCGUACAGAGUGGUCAGAGGGAUCGUGCAAACGUGCGACAGCAUGGCAUACGUGUAACAGUCCAUUUCGCGGUAAUACGAGCAAUCUCCGUACACGCGAUGCGUCAACUCGUCGAAAUUGGUGCCCGGGAGCGCGAGCUCGCCGCCGGCGAGCCGUUCUCGCCCCCUCGGAAUUUUCGGAUCGACGUGGCCGUGGUUGUGCUGCAAAAACAAACACCUUCGCAGCACCUGGAACUCCUUGCACCACUCGUCGUGCGGUUGCCGGUGAUGCCGGCAAAACGACUCCAUGCCGCAAGCCGCGCAACACUCGAAAUCCUCGGAGAAGCGACGACAGAUCCGGCAGACGCGGGGAUACAGGACGAUCUCCCUCUCCCAAAGUUUCAACGGCCUGCCGCUCUUCGAUUCUAGGAUCGCGAGCAACUGCAACCUGUACACCCUGUACCGUUCCGCGUCGAGCCGUUCCUCCGACUCGACGGACAUGGAGGCCGCGAAGGACGAGCGAAUUUCCGUCAGUGGUCCGCACAAGUCGCGAUGCUGCCGCAGCCCCUGCGCGCGAUGCACCGGCGAACAGUACGAGACCAUUCGGCAGCGUUCGCAAAACACUUUCGACCUCUCCAAGCAAACCGCGCAAAGGCUCGGCACGAACACGAAUCGAGGCUUAACGGUCAACACCAACCUCGUUUCCUCCUCGUCGCUCUCGUCGAUCGACCAGGAUGUCUCGAGAUCCUCCGACGAGCGUCCGCGAAUCAAAGGGUAACUCAGUCGCGAGUGCACGUCGAUCGGGACGUUGCUCGCGCGAUCGGCUCCAAUUUCCUCGCUCUUGGACCGAGCGUCCUCCUCUUUCGCUCUACUCUCGUCCCGACGAUUCCUCGCGUUGCCACCACGGCCGUUGCCGUCCGCUUUCGAUAACCGACAACUUUUACUUCGGCACUUCUUACGGCCCAUGCUUCCCACUUUUGCUUGGCCAGAAAUCUGUAUCGUUCAGACGUCUCGUUUAAUUCGAUCGAAUCGAAUUCCCGUGCGGCGUCAUUUAUUUCGCUGUUCCUCUUCGCAUUUCCUUGAAACGCUCAAUCGUCGAAACAACCGAAUCGACGAUUCAUCUUAAAAUGUCCGAAAUAAAAAGUAAACUGUCUUGUUCUCGUCGUAAGAAGCGGUGCGCGUGGCGAUCGAAGAUUUCGAUUUUAUACAAAUAUUUUCCGAAAUUCCGACCAAUGGAACAAAUUUUCAACGAAACUUACCGUAUCGCGCUAAACGUAUAAACGUAGACGAAUACAGAGAAUCGCGACGCAAGUCCGCAACCUGUGCAGGCCUAGGGCAAUCUGUACGAUGCACCACCAAUAUCCGUCAAAGUCUAUCGCGAUCUAUUGUCGGGGAGCAGCUAGUUCGUGGGCACUAUGCCCAUUGCCCGGACCAAGGUAUUUCAAGCUGCGCGCCUCGAGUGUCUGUACAUUGUUCAUUUGCGAUUACCAAGCAGAUCCAGCUCUAAUAACAUUUCACUCUCUUCGUAGUCGGAACAAAUUCAAUCGAACGGAAUCUAUAGCUGUUCAUUUCAAUACGAAAACUCGAGUUUUAUGCGUCAGAGCAUCUUACCUUGUAAACGACGAAUGCGUCCUUUCAAAUUACCGCAUCAAUUAACAAUAAUCGCAUUCUGCAUCUUCAUCGCGCGACAAAUAAUACUUUUUCGUGCCGCGAUCGAGUGUCAAUAAGGGGACCGGCAAUAACGUUCGAAACGAUAAAUGUAUUUACCUACGACACAUUGUACGCAUCGCCCAAUGCUAUCGAGAGAUGGCGGUGUGGUAACGGUCACCGCCAAUUUUCCGUAUCGUGUACAAAU
This is a messenger RNA of Nomia melanderi (Alkali bee), 6097 nucleotides long. RefSeq names its product alkaline phosphatase 4-like. Lineage: Eukaryota; Metazoa; Arthropoda; Insecta; Hymenoptera; Halictidae. Gene Ontology annotation, biological process: dephosphorylation. Gene Ontology annotation, molecular function: alkaline phosphatase activity. The record is from RefSeq and is a predicted model, not a curated record.